This is a messenger RNA of Diabrotica balteata, 2796 nucleotides long. The record is from the annotation of a GenBank genome assembly. NCBI's taxonomy places the organism in Eukaryota, Metazoa, Arthropoda, Insecta, Coleoptera, Chrysomelidae.
AUGGAUGCGAUUAAUACAUUUGGACAUCGACAAGAUUCAGCGUCAGGAAAUUUAAUGUACCCUAAUCGACAAGGCAACAAACUGUCUGGUGCAAAAACCCGAAGAGAAGUAAUUGAGCAAAUGUUAGCAGCAAAUAGUUUUUUAUUAUCAGAAACUGAAACGAAAAAAAUGUACUCGAUGUUUAAUAUUAAAGAUCCACCCAAAGUUUGUAUAAGAGAUCCUUUUAAAGAUACUACUGAAGAUGGCCACGCAAGAUACGUUUCUGGAACCGAAGAACCUGAAAUCAUGACUGAAACAUUUCUAAGAGAAUUUAACUUGUCUAAGUUUGUCGUAGAUAAUAAAAGUUCAUUUUCUCGGGGAGAUAGAUCGAAUGAAAUUGAAAAUCUAAAUGAAAGAAAUCAAUUUGAGACCCGAGACGUAAGUCUGUUUAACCUUCAAAGAAGUCCUUUUAUUCGCGAAAGGAGUCCUCUUAACUCUGAAAGAAAUUCUCUAGGGGGAAAUGGAAUCUCGGAUAAUCGCCGAGAUUCCACAAAUAUGUCAUGGGAAAGAACAUCCUUUUUAAAUAAUCGUUAUAAGCCAGGUAGAUUUGACCAUUUUGAGGAUCCUUUUAAACAUACUAACUAUGCUAUUUCUCGUAUUCGCAAAAGGAAGCAUUAUGGUAGAGAGUUUCCUGAAGUAUAUGGACAUACAUCAUGGAACUAUCAUGAAGAAAGCACAAACACAAAAGCAAGAUAUGAAGAAGAAGACCUUAUCGGGAGAUACCUUUUUGCGACGAGGCAACCUGAAACCAUGGCCGGAUCAUUUUCAAGACAGGAAUCGGAUAUGCAUAGUGGAGGGAGCCCUUUGGGAUAUGAUCGGGCUUCAAAUUCUAUUGGACAGAUGUCUUCUUACGAAAUGAAUACUUUCGGGGGCGGAAAAAAUCAAGUCCAUCGUGAAACUCGCGGAAGAAGUCCAUUCUAUUCCGGAAGAAAUGAUAUCCAUCCUGAAAAUCAUAGAAGAAGCUCUGCUGCUAGUGAAAGAACUAGCUUUGAACGUAAAAUCCGUGAAGGAAGCUCUCCCACUAGCGAAAGAAAUCGAUCAAGUUAUGAAAUGUUUGAAAGCCCUCUUAUCCGUGAAAGAAAUUCUCUUGAUCGAAAUAGAAGCUUUGAUAAUCUUCAAGAUACCAGAAAUAUGUCGCGGGAAACGAGGCCUCCAGUAGAUGAGAGAAUCUAUUUUAUACCACCACGAGAUAAUCCUUAUGAGCCAGAUAGAAGUGACCAUUAUGAGGAUCCUUUUAAACAUACUGACUAUGCUAUUUCUCGUAUUCGCAAAAGAAAGCAUGAUGAUAGAGGGUUUCCUGAAGUAUAUGGACAAACAUCAUGGAACUAUGAUGAAGAAAGCACAAACAAAAAAGCGAGAUAUGAAGAAGACCUCAACGGGAGAUAUCUUUCUGCGACGAAGCAACCUGAUACGAUGGCGGGAUCAUUUUCAAUACAGGAAUCGGAUAUGCAUAAUGGAGAGAGCCCUUUGGGAUAUGAUCGGGCUUCGAAUUCGUAUGGACAAAUACCUUCUUACGAAAUGAAUACUUUCGAGGGCGAAAAAAAUCAAGUCCAACGUGAAACUCGCGGAAGAAGUUCAUUUGAUUCCGGAAGAAAUGAUAUCUAUCCUGAAGCUUACAGAAGAAGCUCUUCUGCUAGUGAAAGAAGUAGCUUUGGACGUAAAAUACGUGAAAGAACCCCUCCCACUAGCGAAAGAAAUCUAUCGAGUUAUGGAAUGCUUGAAAGUCCCCUUAACCAUGAAAGAAAUUCUCUUGAUCGAAAUAGAAGCUUUAAUAAUCUCCAAGAUAUCAGAAAUAUGUCGCGGGAAAGGAUGACGCCAGUAGUUGAUAGAAUAGAUUUUAUACCACCACGAGAUAAUCCUUAUGAGCCAGAUAGAAUUGACCAUUUUGAGGAUCCUUUUAAACAUAUUAACUAUGCUAUUUCUCGUAUUCGCAAAACAAAGCAUGAUGGUAGAGAGUUUCCUGAAGUAUAUGGACAAACAUCAUGGAACUAUGAUAAAGAAAGCACAAACAAAAAAGAGGGAUAUGAAGAAGAAGAUCUCAACGAGAGAUAUCUUUCUGUGACGAAGCAACCUGAAAUGAUCGCCGGUUCAUUUUCAAGACGGGAAUCGCAUAUGGAUAGUGGAGAGAGCCCUUUGGGAUAUGAUCGGGCUUCGAAUUCGUAUGGACAAAUACCUUCUUACGAAAUGAAUACUUUCGAGGGCGAAAAAAAUCAAGUCCAACGUGAAUUUCGCAGAAGUUCAUUCGGUUCCCUAAAAAAUGAUAUCUAUCCUGAAACUCAUAGAAGAAGCUCUUUUGCUAGUGAAAGAAGUAGCUUUGGACGUACAAUCCGUGAAAGAAGCCCUCCCACUAGCGAAAGAAAUCUAUCGAGUUAUGAAAUGCUUGAAAGUCCUCUUAACCGUGAAAGAAAUUCUCUAGAUCGAAAUAGAAGCUCUGAUAAUCUUCAAGAUAUGGAGACUGGUCAAAUCCUACAAAUUGGAGAUUACGGUUAUAUUCCGGCAGAUUCAAAAAUUAAAGUCGUGAUGUGGAUUCCUAAGGGAAUAUCCUCCGGUUCUCCAAUGGGUAUUAUUAAAAAACUGGCAGAACAAAAUGCACGUCGAGUAACGAAUCAUUGGCGUGUUUUAAAAGCUAAGCACAAUCCACAAAAGGCCUCUCGUUUCCUAUUACAGAUAAUACAUAGUGAUGUCACUGCUCUACAGAAAUUCGACAUGAAACCUAUUCUUCAUAAGAAAAAUACGAAUUUUGUAAUUCAAGGUUGA